CACAAUGAGAAAGCCCCGUCAGUUCCCAGAAUAGAAAUCCCAUUUCGGUGCGGGACUUGAACUCUCAACAGUUUGUCUGUACAGCACAGGAACCGACAGUGAGGUGACCUCGCACUAAAGGGAAAUGGGGCUUUUUUUUAAUUAAUGCCUACAACACAAAACACUUUUAUUAGUCGGCCCCCGCCUCCUUCGUCGCCCUCCUCCGCGUGCUUCAGUUCAACCUCACCUGUUGACGCCGACAGCAGCUCACACUGCGCUGUCAUUUCUGUUUUCUCCUGGGAGGGAGGGAUUGAUUCAAACCAGGUUAAGAUACCGAAAAACAGCAGAACAAGGGGAGAUAACGAGGCUGUCAGCCACACAGCAAACAGUCGGUGAGAUAGAGGAAACUUAACACUGUCCUGACUUGUGUCUGAAAGAGAAAGCGCUUUAAAAGUUUGCUGAAGUUUUUUUUCGCGUUUCCUCUCAUCAACUUCGUCCCGGCUUUGACACUAUGUUAUGAAUUGGAGGACCCGCAACUCUUGUCGUGAGGCUGGAGCUCGCUUUCCUGGAAAUGCCCCAACAUAACAUGGAGAGCAGCAGGAGCCCGUGGCAGCAGGGGCUGCGGCCGCCAUGGAUCACCAGAGUGGCCGGAGGUCAUAGCCCCUCUUCCUCGGGGGCGGAGUCUGACACGGAGAGUAGCAGCACGGAGAGUGAGAGGUCAUGCAUUAAAAAGCUGGAGCUGGGCUCACUGAGGGUCCUGCCGUCCCCCUCAAUGCUCCAACAGCGAAUCACAGAGAUCGACCAACAGAAGGAGGAACUUAAGAUUGAACUGCAGCUGGAGAUCGCUCUGCUGCAGGGAGAGCUGCAGACGGAGAAGACUCAGCUGCACAGACACACGCAGAAGCUGCAGGCUCUCCAGCAGGAGGUCAGACGGAAGGAGAAGCACAGACCAACCGACAGACAAAAGGAGCGAGAGAGUCUGGAGGAGGAAAGACGCAGGGUGGAGGAACUGAGGGGGAGGUGUGAGGAGAAGGAGAAACUGAUCCCCUGUCAGCCAGAGAGCCAGAGGGAACAGCUAACACUGCAGCUGCAGCAGGAGAAAGAGGCGAUGGAAGCGGCAGUUCGGUCCUUUGAGGACUGGGAGUUUCGUGUUCUGGAGCAGGAGAGCGGCAUCGAUGAGGAGGAUGAGAGCACGGUGGACGAAGAGAGGGAGGCGGAGAGUGAAGCGAAGAUGGAGAAGGAAAUCUCGCGUCAGCAGCACGCGAUCAACACUGGACAGGAGCGAGUCCAGCAGUUACAGAGACAGCUGAGGGAGAUGGAGAGGGAGAAGGAGAGGGAGCUGAACGCCUUGAGGAAAGAGAGGAGAGACCUCGUCCACACCAGUCAAACGGUUCUCAAAGAGAAGAAGCCGCUCACCGAUUGGUCGAACAUCACCGGUUCAGCCCCUUGCAUGAUGUCACUUUCUCCUCUGACGGUUCACAAGCCUCCUCAGGAACCAUGCAAAGAAUCUGCCAGUUUACCCAGAAGACGGAGCUCGCAUCGCAACAACAAGUUCAACGACAGGCCGAUGUCGGCACAGGGGUUGGUGAGGACGCUUCCAGACAGCCAGAGCCCGGGGGCUUUCACUUCUCCCAUCCCCUCCCAUAGGCUCAGCAACGGGCACAGACCUGUGAGCAGCAACGGCGGCGGGUUGCUCACUCCGUGCAACAGUACAACAAGCUCCCGCGCUGCCAGCCCGUCUCUGUCGGAUCUCGUGGAGAUCGAGAAGAAACUGAGGGAAGCCAAGGCGCAGAGAGAGAGGCUGCUCAGAGAGAGGGAAGAGCGACAGCGUUUGCUUUUGGAGGAAAGAAGGAAGAAAGAGCUGAACUCUCCCAAGACUGAAGCAGAGGAGCCAGAGACACCGCAAAGGCCAGAGCCAGAAACGAAGGAGCAACCAGAGCCCAGUUCUCCUCCAAACUCCCCAGAGAAGGCCCUCCAGCAGCACAGCCUGCCCCUCUUCCUCUCUCCCAACUUUGACCUCCGUGCCCACGUGGAGUCUCUGGGUCACGGAGUGACCGGCUGCACGGACCUGCGCCUGACGCCUCGACGCUGCGCAGGCUUCCUUACCAAACGAGGGGGGAGGGUGAAGACCUGGAAGAAGAGAUGGUUUCUGUUUGACAUGGAUCACAAACGACUAGCCUACUACACAGACUGUGACGAGAGGAAGCUAAAGGGAGUCAUCUACUUCCAGGCCAUAGAAGAAGUUUACCUUGACCAUCUACGAACAGCCACUUCUUCUCCACGGCCCAAUCUGACGUUCUGUGUGAAGACGUACGACCGGCUUUUCUUUCUGGUGGCCACCAAUCCGGUAUCCAUGCGGAUUUGGAUGGAUGUCAUCGUCACCGCAACAGACGAACACAGCCGUUAUUGACCUCUUGCAUACCUGACUGUAAAACCCUCAAGUGAAGCUACUGAGCGGACAAUUCCCUGAGUCAUUGUCCCCCUGUCUGAGGGACUGGAGCUGAUUCUGUACCUGGACUCAUGGAUCUGUGGGUAAAGUGUGCGAGACGACGAGGUGAAGUCAAGAUGUGCUUGAACGCACCGGGGGAAACUGUUACUUGAUGCUGAGUGGCGGCAGAGGUUCACCGCUGAACCAGCUGCAAACCAUAAACGGCUUAACGCAUCAAUCUGCACACUGGGAGUCUGUUACUGGGAGGUUUCACUCUUUGAGCCUGACCUCCCCCUGCUGGUCUGAGCCCAGCAUUACAGGACUGGUGUACACAACACUACAACAAACUACAACAGGGGGUGAACACGAUACUAGCAACACCUGUUGCUGUAAGGCAAUCCAAUACAUGUACCUUAUUAUGCUGUCAGACAGGUCUUCCUUCGUGCCGUGAUAAUGUUUUUGUUUUGUGUUGGAUUGUUUUAUAUUGUCAGGUGUUUCCAUAUCCUGUGUUUGUUUUCAUAAAUUCCAUUUUUAUGAAUUAAGUUAUUUGGAAGUUUAUAUGGGUUUGAUUUGCAAAUAAAUGAAGGCACACACUGUCACGAAUGCACUAUUAAAUGUUUAUUCAUAAAAAAUAAAUUUGCUCAAAUUUU
Messenger RNA from Cottoperca gobio, 3057 nucleotides. RefSeq names its product pleckstrin homology-like domain, family B, member 3 (gene phldb3). The coding region runs from base 551 to 2389 and encodes 612 amino acids. NCBI's taxonomy places the organism in Eukaryota, Metazoa, Chordata, Actinopteri, Perciformes, Bovichtidae. The transcript has 15 exons. The record is from RefSeq and is a predicted model, not a curated record.